Messenger RNA from Nothobranchius furzeri (turquoise killifish), 3188 nucleotides. Its product is annotated as interleukin-18 receptor accessory protein. Gene Ontology annotation, biological process: interleukin-18-mediated signaling pathway. NCBI's taxonomy places the organism in Eukaryota, Metazoa, Chordata, Actinopteri, Cyprinodontiformes, Nothobranchiidae. The record is from RefSeq and is a predicted model, not a curated record. Gene Ontology annotation, molecular function: interleukin-18 receptor activity.
UCCUGCUUCAGCUUUGAACCGGCUGCAGAUUGUGCAGAAUGCUGCUGCUAGAUUUCUGACAAACAUGAACAGAAGCAGUCACAUCACCCUGGUUUUGGCAUUACUACACUGGCUGCCCGUGACCAUCAGGGUGCGAUUCAAGAUUUAACUCUUUGUCUAUAAGGCAUUGAAUGGCCUUGCACCCUCCUACUUAUCAGAGCUGCUCGUGCCUUCAUCAGACACACAUACUGGAAGUGCCUUUUUACUUUGAAGGUCUCGAACGAGUGCACUGUAAUGCAGCAGGUCGUUGCUCAUGUAAAAUUCGAAGGAGGGUUGGCUUGGCUGUCAUUUCUGAACUGGAGGUUCACCCACAACACCAUGGCUUAGCUGGGGAAAUAUAGGUCAGGCCAGCAGGUGGAAACCAAUAAACUGUCUCCAGUAAGCCACAUUGGUUAACCAUAGCCUAGAAUUAUUAUCACUUUAAGAAAUUCCUUUUUGCCACAUGGGAAAACUGUUUACGGCAUUUUUACAAAUACAGCGUGUAUCUACUUCUUAAGGUAAAAUAUCUACCACUUUUGCAGCCUCCCAAACAAGCUUGUUGGUUUAGUUUUAUUUUAUUUAGUGAUGUAUGCAUACUAUUAAGGAAGGGACUCUUGUAUCACAACAAUGCAAAUUAUAACUCAGCCAUUCUAAGGACAAUAAACCAGUUGCAUAGGAAGUGGCUAACAGGAACAUGUUCCUUUGAAAUUAUGUUCAAACUCAAAAUGGCAGGAAAUCCUGCAUUAUAACCAGAACUGUGAAAAUGCUCUACCACAAAACCAACACGCAAGAAAAAGACCUGCAAAGAAAAGUAGAAAAUAUGAGCGGCACGACAUCUGGUGGCACAAGUAAUGAUCGGAAACACUACAAAGACGUGAAGAUUACUAAUUUCCUGAAUCAACACCUCCAACCAGCUUGUGCCGAUCUGAAGACAGAGAAUGCAAACUGAAUGUGUUUUGCUGUAUUUUAUCUUUCCAGUGAUCACAAAUGGAUGCUGCAUGAAAAGUCCCCAAAAGGAAAUGACAGGUCCUCUGCAGAAUCAAAACUUCAGAGUUGUGGAGGGAGAAAUCUUCAUGAUGCCAUGCAAUAAAUCAAAUAAGUCUGUGAUGUGGUCCAGGAACAAAGAUGACAAGAAGGAAAAGAAACACCUGUCCUUUAACUGUACAGAAAUGUUUAUUACUGAAGUGGAACACUCUGGGAUCUACAAAAGCCAGACUGGGUCCAUCUUAACUCUGCAAGUGAUGGAAAAAACCAGUCUAGGAUGUUAUCGACCUAGCGAGAGCAGCAGAAUAUUGCUUGCUUUUGCUGGUGGGAUGAUCAAAUGCCCCGGCCACACCUGUAGUAAUAACACAGAUAUUGUUUGGUACAAGAGAAACAAAGCUGUGUCCAAAGAGAGAAGAGAGUCGUGUGAAGAGAUGGAGCACUUACAACUCUGCACAGUAGACGUAAAAGAUGACACUGUGUUUUUCUGUGACAGAAAAAUAAUUGAACAGGGAGUCAUGUGGAGUUUCAGGAGAGCUGUUAAUGUCACAGUCAUACCACAUCUUAAAGCUAGAACUCCUCCAAAGAUCACAUACCCUCUUGCAGAUGUGAUAGAGGAAGUCAUGCUGGGUCGGCCUCACAACCUCACAUGUAAGGCAGAUUUUGAUUUUGAAGUGAACAUUUCACGAAAGGUGCAGUGGUUCAUGAGUCAGGGAGAUAACAUGGAGAAUAUGACUUUGCUCCACACAGAGAGACCUCAGGAGAGUAGAGAUACUUUUAGAUCAUUUAAAGUCAUACAGAUAGCCAACAUAAAAGAAGUGACAACACACCACCUGAACCACAUGUACACCUGCGUCGCCAGCAACACUGUGGGGAACAGCAGCGUCACGACCAGGCUUAAACAAAAAAAACAAGUGAAAUGGCCAUCACUACUAGGGUAUCCCAUUGCAUGUUUCCUGCUGGUAGCCGGACUAGGAAUCACCUUGCGUGUGAAAUGGUUGGAAGUACAGCUAAUCUGCAGAUCCCACUUCCUGUUUGGAACAUACAGAAAAGCAGAGGACACAGACUUUGACGUGUUUUUAUCACAUGUGUGGAAACCCUCAUCUUCAGAGGUUGAAAGAGAUCUAUUCUUCUCCACCAUAUCAGGACCUUACCAUGAUGCAGAAGAAUGUCUAUCUAGUGUGGAGAUGUUGGGCGCUGCAGAAGCAAACGCCACUCAGAGACCAAUAGAGGUGAUGCUCACUGAGGUAAUAGAGGACCAGUGGAGGUAUCGUCUGUGUCUGCUGGAGAGGGACCUACUUCCAGGAGGGGCUUAUACGGAUGACGUGGUUAUGAUGAUAAAAAGGAGCCGGACGCUCAUCUGUGUCCUGUCAGCUGACUAUCUCACUGACAGUAACGCGGUGUUUGUGCUCGACGCAGGAAUUAAAGUAAGGAAGAUUAACAUAGAGGACGGUCGGUUUCUAUGCAGAGAAAAUAAGACUAAAGAUUUAGAAUGAGGUUUUUAAUGCCGUGCGAGGUUCACGAGGUCAAAGUAUUUAAUACAUCUUUAGAUAAAUUUAUGUUGGAGAAUAAAAGUUUAUCUGGGAUUACAUUCCUAGCCUGGUCAGCCAGCCCCAUGCUUCCUUAUGGGAAGUUAUCUGUGUAGAAUUAAACAGAGGACGAGUCGGUAAACCUUAAUAUUUAUUACAAAUUAAAAAAUCUGUUCAAGGAGCAGAUGAAUUGUCCAAUUACAGAAAAUAAAUCUUUUCUGGUCCAUGUUGGAACUCAACAGGAUUUUCUAAUUCUAUAGAAGUGUGAUUUUAGACUGAACCAUACAUUUCAAUGGUUUCUCAACUUUCGAGUAAAGAAUAAAAUAAAAAUAAAGAAAAUUUUUAAACGAUCUCUUAUAGGUUUCUAUAUUUUUCUAUUAAUCAUUAUAUUUUGAAAUGUCUAUCAUCUUAUUUAGACCUGAAAAUGCCACUCAUAAUUCAGGCCAUGCCUCGUUUUUACUUUGGACUCUUCUGUUUUCCACCCAAUUAGCAGAUCUGAACCGUUUUAUGCGUUAUGUAGAAAUGUCUCUGGACUGGAGUUCCAAGCAAAUCACACCCUGCAAGAAUAACAAACGUUUGGUUUCAUUGAGUUGCUUUAUUGACCCAAACUGAAACCAGAGCAUAUGUGGAAACAGGAACGAUGCCACAUGAAAUAUUACC